Molecule: messenger RNA, 3889 nt
Organism: Vitis vinifera (wine grape)
Lineage: Eukaryota; Viridiplantae; Streptophyta; Magnoliopsida; Vitales; Vitaceae
Product: transportin-1
Exons: 28
Coding region: 222-3080 (952 amino acids)
Biological process (GO): protein import into nucleus
Cellular component (GO): nucleus; cytoplasm
Molecular function (GO): nuclear import signal receptor activity; small GTPase binding
Source: RefSeq, a predicted model, not a curated record
GCAAAUGAAAACAGGGGCAGUCUGGUCAUAACGUUCUAGUUUCAACGAGCAACACUUGGACACCCAACUCAAAAUACUUCUUUCUACAGUCAUGACAACUAGGCAUUGAUCGUCGUCUUCUUCUCACCAACACUUCACUAUCUUCGUUAUCCCCAAUUCGAACAUCUGAAUUCAAUCUCAGUUUCCAAAACCCUAACUCAAUCCUUUUGCUGUAUCGGCAAAUGGCUUGGCGGCCACAGGAGGAAGGUCUCGGAGAGAUAUGCGGUUUGCUGGAACAACACAUUUCUCCUACUUCGGAUAAGUCUGUGAUUUGGAAACAGCUUCAACAUUAUAAACAAUUCUCUGAUUUCAAUAACUAUCUCGCCUUCAUCUUUGCCCAUGCGGAGGGCAAAUCAGUUGAAAUUCGUCAGGCAGCUGGUCUACUGCUGAAAAAUAAUCUCAGAAGUUCUUUCAGAACUUUAGAUCCUGCACAUCAACAGUAUAUAAAAUCAGAAUUGUUGCCUUGUUUAGGAGCGGCAGAUAAGCACAUAAGAUCUACAGUUGGGACAAUUAUUACUGUUAUUGUCCAACAAGGAAGAAUUUUUGGUUGGCCGGAAUUGUUGCAAGCCCUUGUGCAUUGCUUGGAUAGUAAUGACCUCAACCUUAUGGAAGGUGCUCUGGCUGCUUUAUUAAAGAUUUGUGAAGACAUUCCACAAGAGCUUGAUUCAGAAAUACCUGGAUUAACUGAACGCCCCAUCGAUGCUUUCUUGCCCAGAUUGUUCCAGCUAUUCAAGUCACCUCAUGUCUCUAUACGGAAGCUUUCACUGGGAUCAAUAAAUCAGUUCAUUAUUCUGAUGCCCACUGCUUUAUUCAUGUCCAUGGAUCAAUGCCUCCAAGGUUUGUUUGUUCUUGCUCAUGACCCUAUUGCAGAGAUUCGAAAAUUGGUUUGUGCUGCUUUUGUCCAGCUGGUUGAAGUUCAGCCUGCUGUCCUGGAGCCACAUAUGAGGAAUAUAAUUGAAUACAUGUUGCAAGCCAACCGGGACGCUGAUGAUGAAGUUGCUCUUGAGUCUUGUGAAUUUUGGUCAACCUACUGUGAAGCGCAGUUAGAUCCUGAACUUUUAAGAGAAUUCUUACCACAUCUGAUUCCAGUUCUGUUGUCAAAUAUGGCUUAUGCUGAGGAUGAUGAGUCACUUGCUGAUGCAGAGGAGGACGAGUCUAUCCCGGAUAGAGAUCAGGAUCUGAAGCCUCGCUUCCAUUCAUCACGAUCACAUGGACUAGAUGAUAUGAAGGACGAUGAUGAUGAAGCUGUCAAUAUUUGGAACUUGAGAAAAUGCAGUGCAGCAGGUCUUGAUAUCCUUUCAGAUGUGUUUGGGGAUGAGAUUCUUCCAACAUUGAUGCCUUUAGUUCAGGCUAAGCUAUCCACCUCAGAUGCUAGGUCCUGGAAGGAAAGGGAAGCUGCAGUUUUAGCCCUUGGUGCCAUAGCUGAGGGUUGCGUUAGAGGUCUUUUCCCUCAUUUGGCAGAGAUUGUGGCUUUUCUCAUCCCCCUUUUAGACGAUAAAUUUCCUUUGAUACGAAGUAUUACUUGCUGGACCCUUUCUCGGUUUAGCAAAUUCAUUGUUCAGGGUGUUGGUCAUCAAAAAGGCUAUGAUCAGUUCAACCGGGUCCUCGUGGGUCUUCUACAAAGAGUCUUAGACACUAACAAGAGGGUACAAGAAGCUGCAUGUUCAGCUUUUGCUACUCUUGAAGAGGAGGCUGCAGAAGAGUUGACACCACAUGUAGCAAUCAUUUUACAACACCUUUUAUGUGCUUUUGGGAGAUAUCAGAAAAGGAACCUCCGAAUUUUAUAUGAUGCUAUAGGCACUUUAGCAGAUGCUGUUGGAGGAGAACUGAAUCAGUCCAGAUACCUUGAUAUUCUGAUGCCUCCAUUAAUUGCAAAGUGGCAGCUAGUUUCCAAUUCAGACAAAGACCUCUUUCCACUGCUAGAGUGCUUUACAUCUAUAGCACAGGCAUUAGGUACUGGGUUUUCGCAAUUUGCUGAACCAGUAUUCCAGAGGUGCAUAAGCAUCAUCCAAUCUCAACUGCUAGCAAAGGCCUCGGUUGAUCCUCUGUCAGCUGCUGUUCAAUAUGAUAAAGAAUUCAUUGUUUGCUCUUUGGACUUGCUCUCAGGGCUUGCAGAAGGUCUUGGUAGUGGAAUUGAGAGCUUGGCUGCACAAAGCAAUUUAAGGGACCUACUUCUGCAAUGCUGUAUGGAUGAUGCUUCUGAUGUUUGUCAAAGUGCUCUUGCCCUUCUUGGGGACCUUGCAAGAGCCUGUCCAGUUUAUUUGCAUCCGCGUCUCUCUGAAUUCCUCAAUGUUGCAGCCAGACGAUUGAAUCCUCCUGAGGUAAAGGAAACUUUUUCAGUGGCAAACAAUGCAUGUUGGGCGAUUGGAGAACUAGCAGUGAAGGCUCACAAAGAAGUUUCCCCAAUUGUGAUGACAGUUGUCUCGUGCCUAGCUCCAAUCCUUCAACAGGCAGAGGGUUUUAAUAAGUCACUUGUGGAAAAUAGUGCCAUCACCCUUGGGAGGCUUGCUUGGGUCUGCCCAGAGAUUGUAGCACUGCAUAUGGAGCAUUUUAUGCAGUCAUGGUGUACUGCUUUAUCCACGAUACGUGAUGAUAUUGAGAAGGAAGAUGCCUUCCGUGGUCUAUGUGCAACUGUUAGAGCAAAUCCAUCUGGGGCUUUGAGUUCACUUGUGCACAUGUGCAAAGCUAUUGCAAGUUGGCAUCAUAUAAGGAGUGAGGAUCUGCACAAUGACAUCUGCCAAGUUUUGAAAGGAUUUAAGCAGGUACCUCUCCCUCCCUCUUCCCCCUCUCGCAUCACAAGAACACAUGCAUGCACUUCCUUGGACAGAUGCACUGCACAUGCAGAUUCAAAAUUCUUCCUUGAAGAAGCCUUACUGACUUUUUGGGGUCACAGCAUUUUUAACAGUUAUUAUGAUUUCGUUUCAAAAGAUUUAUGCUUACAAUUUCAUAAUUAUGGAAACCUUCCCAGUUUCUUUUAUAGAAUAAAGAAAUUUCUAGUGUCUCACUCUCAAAACUUCCAACCAUUAACAUUAAGAAGAUGAAAUGCUGAUAUCUAAAAUUCAAACUGUCUAGCUGAUUAUAGUUUUCCGAUAGUGGAGAGCAAAGGAUAACAUGUAUCUUUUUUGAUCCGAUAUAUUAACAGAUGCUUAACAAUGGAGCAUGGGAACAGUGCAUGUCUGCAUUGGAGCCCCCAGAGAAGGAGAAACUGUUGAACUACCUAAUAUAACAUUGUUCAAUCAGGAGUUAUUUACACAGAGAUGCCCUUCUGCCAUCCACUAUGUGCUCCACGCUUCUUGGACCUUCUGCAGAUCCAAAGCUAAGUUUUGGUUAAAAAGUUCCUCAAGCUGAAACUAAAUUAUUCUCACAAGUUUCUUAUAAUGAAACCUGCCAGUUUGCACCUAUUUCAAAAUCGUCAACAGAGCGUUUGUGUAGAAAGACCAUCUGUUCAAGGAACAGCAGCAACAAAGUUCAAAUUGGGGAUGGGGGGAUAGGAGCCAGGUAGAUGCCAUUUUUCAAGCACUACACUGGCAGAUCUAUACCAUGUUUAUUUAUGGUUUAUAUCCUAAAUAGUUUAUACCAUAGCAGUGGGUAGGUUUUAGACCGUACCCCACUGAUUCUACUUUCAUGGGGUUUUGGUAUAGAGCAUGGAAAGCUUCCCUUUUCUUAAUUUUGUAUUUAAUUGGGGGUGGAGGUUUUUCUUUUUUUUUUUCUUUUUUUUCUUUUUUAGUAUUCAACUGAUAUCAAAGGUGGCUUCCUGUUGUUGCUGUUAAUGGAGCCAUUGUCAAUAUCAUUUGGCCGUUGGGAAUUGUACAUUAGAUUUUAAUAAUGGGUGGUUAUUUCCAUUGUGUUA